Molecule: messenger RNA, 2851 nt
Organism: Dalotia coriaria
Lineage: Eukaryota; Metazoa; Arthropoda; Insecta; Coleoptera; Staphylinidae
Exons: 2
Coding region: 436-2772 (778 amino acids)
Source: RefSeq, a predicted model, not a curated record
CUAAACAAGUAGUGGUAGGCGUAAAAAUCGCGUGGAAGUGUCGAAAUGUUUAAAUAAAUAUUAUUUUACUAAUUAUAACAUUCACCAGACACACACACACAAAUAUUGGCUUACGUAACACCUGCGUAUAUUAUAACACUCAUUAAGUAAUAUUUUCGCAACAAAAUAGUGUUUUUUUCACUUUUGCACGUUGUGCACUUUAUUUUUUCGCGUUUCUCACUUUUUUAGUUUUAAUCUUUAUAUUCUGUAAAAAGAAAUUACAUCACAAAUUGUUCAACCGAGUUAUCGCAUGCGUUUUAUCUUAAAAGGUACAGUAGUGAGUGAACUUGAACACGCCACUCGAAGCGUGGCGUUUAAUAAUAAUUUUCACAGUUUACGCUUUUAAUUAACAAUAUUUAGCUAAAAAAUAUUUAUUUACAAAAAACUAUAAACAAAAUGUUUGAAAUUAAAAACUUUGCCGAGUUAAUUGAGCCACAUCUUGAUUUAAUAGAUAAAUCAGUGAAAGUCGCAUUUUAUUCAACGAAAAAUCUUGUUCCUGUUGGUGAAAACUACGGAAGUGUUAUUCUAGCAGUGGAAGUAGUGCUUACAAAUGAAGAAAAGAAGCAACUUGUAGCAAAACUCAACCCAACAUCAGAAAUAUUCAAAAGAGUCUUCAAUAUUUCAAUUGCAUUCAAAAAAGAAGCUGAAUUUUACAGUGUUAUAGUUCCAAUCAUGCACAACUUCCAAAAAGAAAACAACGUUGACAUUUUGGACUCGUUUCCUAAAUUAUACGGAUACAGAUAUUCUCUAAGCAAAGAAGAAGAUGUGUUUGAUGAUGACGCAUGUUUUAUUAUGGAGAAUCUACGCUUUCAAGGUUAUUCAAGGCCAAACCGACGAGAAUUAUUCAAUUUACAGACUUCAGAAUAUAUUAUACGCAUGUUAGCAGAGUUCCAUGCACUUCCGGUGGCCAUUAAAAUGAACAAACCAGAUGUUUUCGAGAAAAUCAAGUCACAUCUACCUUUAAAUCCAACAGAUCCAGAAAUAACAGCGCAGCACUCUGCAAGAGUCAUGUCCAUGGUUGAAAAAUUCCUUCUUGAAGACCCGGAAACGGCGCCCUACACAGAAAAAGUGAUAAAAGUAAUGAAACAUGGCGUAGAUGAUUUCGUUCAGAUGAAAGUACUUGGUAGAGAGCCAUUCAACACAAUUGCACAUAACGAUGUUUGGAUUUCAAACAUUCUGCUUAAAUUCGACGAAACUGGAAAACCAAUUGGUAACAGAUUAGUGGAUUAUCAAACUGCAGCGUAUGGAAACCCAGCUAAUGAUGUUUUACUCUUUUUACAUUCAAGUACCAAGCCAGAAAUUAUUACAAAACAUUUUGAUCAAUUGAUUGAUAUUUAUUUUGAUGAAUUCAUCAACAAUUUGAAGAAAUAUAAAGUUGAUACGAAACAAUUUACAAAAGAAGCAUUUAUGGAAGAAAUGAACUUUGCUGCAAUGAAUAUGCAGCUGUAUCAUGUAAUAUUCUUGAGUGUAAGCGUGCAUUUUGAAGUACAAAAGAAGCAACAAGCGAAAAUCUUCUUAAAAAUGAUUGAAAUUAACAAAUUUGCUGAACUAGUUGAGCCAAACCUAAAGUUAUUGGAUAAAUCACUGAAAAUUGCAUCAUAUUCAACAAAAAAUCUUGUUCCUGUUGGUGAAAACUACGGAAGUGUUAUUCUAGCAGUGGAAGUAGUGCUUACAAAUGGAGAAAAGAAGCAACUUGUCGCAAAACUCAACCCACCUUCAGAAAUAUUCAAAAGAAUUUUCAAUAUUUCAAUUGCCUUCAAAAAAGAAGCUGAGUUUUACAGUGUUAUAGUUCCAAUCAUGCACAACUUCCAGAAAGAAAACAACGUCGCCAUUUUGGAUUCAUUUCCGAAAUCAUACGGAUAUAGAUAUUCUUUAAGCAAUGAUAAAAAUGCAUUUGAUGAGGAUGCGUGUCUUUUAAUGGAAAAUUUAAAGUUUCAAGGAUAUGUCAGUUCAAAUCGUCAACAAUUAUUUGAUUUAUCUACUUCUGAGUAUAUAGUACGUAUGUUAGCACAGUUUCAUGCACUUCCGGUGGCCAUUAAAUUGAAGAAACCUAAAGUUUUUGAAGAAAUAAAGGUACAUCUACCAUUGAAUCUUACUGAUCCAGAUAUUACAGCGAUGCAUUCUUCACGUGUCAUCGCUAUGGUGGAAAAAUUACUUCUUCAAGAUCCGGAAAUGGCGCCACAUGCAGAAAAAGUCAUAAAAUUACUGCAACAUGGCGUAAAUGAAUUUGUGCAGAUGAAAGUACUGGGUAAAGAGCCUUUCAAUACAAUUUCACAUAACGAUGUUUGGAUUACAAACAUAAUGCUUAAAUUUGACGAAACCGGAAAACCAAUUGGUAACAGAUUAGUAGAUUAUCAAAUGGCGGCGUAUGGAAACCCAGCUAAUGAUAUUUUAUUCUUUUUACAUUCAAGUAUCAAGCCUGAAAUUAUUACCGAACAUUUUGAUCAAUUGAUUGAUAUUUAUUUUGAAGAAUUCAUCGAGAAUUUGAAAAAAUAUCAAAUUGAUACAAAACAGUUCACAAAAGAAGCAUUCAUGGAAGAAAUUGACUUUGCAGCUAAAAAUAUGAAGUUGUAUCAUAUUCUAUUUAUGAUUGUUAAUGUUUUUCUAGAGGUGAAGAAAGAAGCAACAAAUGAAAACAUUCUUAAAGAUGAUUUGGCUUCCAGUGUCAAUUCUGGUUACAAUAAACAUUUAAAAGCAAUAAUUAACAAUUGGAUCAAACAUAAAUGGUUAUAAAUUGGUUAUAAAUCAACAAAACAUGUUUAUUUAAAUAUUAUCAAAAGUUUUAUUACAUUUUUUCGUUUUACUUUGAAAA